This is a messenger RNA of Aspergillus alliaceus, 1863 nucleotides long. Its product is annotated as CCCH zinc finger protein. The transcript is spliced from 2 exons. Bases 1 to 1863 code for a protein of 620 amino acids. Gene Ontology annotation, molecular function: RNA binding; metal ion binding. The record is from RefSeq and is a predicted model, not a curated record. NCBI's taxonomy places the organism in Eukaryota, Fungi, Ascomycota, Eurotiomycetes, Eurotiales, Aspergillaceae. Gene Ontology annotation, cellular component: nucleus. Gene Ontology annotation, biological process: box C/D snoRNP assembly.
AUGGGCUACGCUCCGAUGAAUUAUCCUAGCUACGUCGGUCAGCAGCCUAUGGCCACCCCUCAGCAAAGUAUUCCGACACCACAAUUUACACCUUCGCGGACCACCAAUUUUUCAGGCCCCCAAAGUACAACUUCAUUUCCUUCUUCACGACCCUUCCCGCAGCCUACGCCAACACGUGGACCGCCGUACCAGCAUCAACCUGGCUACAAUCCAGCUUACGGCCCACCUACUGCUCAGCAGGCUCCUACGUAUCACUCUGUUACUCCAAGCCACCAAAAUACCCCUCCGCCUGUGCAACCGUCGAUGAUGGGCCCGCCCAUGCAUUGGGGAUACAACAAUGCAGGCUCUGCAGGAACAUACACCGGCCCUCCGCACGGGAAUCAGCGAGGUCCCCGCCCGUACAACGCUUACGGAAAUCAGGCCUCCAAGGGCGGGAACCCUAUGCCACAUAUGAAGCGCGAUCAUACUUCGGCCUUUGGAAAGCCACAGAAUAUUAGUCCCCGAGUCCCUGCUCCGCCCCCAGUUCCUAGCUUCGGCAAUCCUUUACCUUCUAAACCACCCCCUCCGGUUGAUGCUUCACGAAAACCGAAAAAGAAGAAACGGAAGCACAAUCAACUUGGCCUGACACCGAAAACGGAGGAACAUGAAUCAAGCGAAGAAGAAGAUGACGUUGACGAAGAAUCGCGGUUAGCACACGGAGGCGCUGAUGUCGCAGCGGCUUUGCAAUUUUCAUAUAAGGGCCGUACUGCCACAUUGCAGUCGCCGGCUGAGAUUGCAGCAUGGAUUGAGGAGCGUAAGAAGCGGUUCCCAACCCAAGCGAAAAUUGAUGAGAAAAAGAAGGCGAUGGAGGAGGCGAAGAAAGCCAAGGAAGAAGCCCUGCGACAGAAAGAUCUUCGAAAGCAAGAUAUGAAGAAAGCACCGAAGAACCAAGUACAAGCUCCUGCCGACCCGGUAGAUGCAGCUGAAAAAGCAAAACGGAAAGCCGACAAGCUACGGCGCAAGCUCAUGAAAGAGCAGAAAAAGGUCGAAAGGGCGGAAGCAGAUGCCGAACGGGCUCGAAGAAGAGUCGAGGAACUGCAGCGCGGAUCGACGGGCGUUGAAAAAGAUGCUGCUACUUCAUUUGUGCAGGAAGGUCAAUCCCAGUCCAACUCCGAAAACAAAACGAAUAUUAUUCCUGACCAGGAUACGGGGGCUUCAGUGACCUUACCUGCUUCUGGACAUCCUCCUGAUCAGAUUCCCGAGCCUACCGGUGGCGUUGGCCCAGUAUCUGCAUCUGAUAUUACUCCAAACGGAGAAGAUGUCAUGGAGAUCGCCCACGGUGAUGUUGCGGUAUCUUCGGAUGUCUCUGACAGUAGCGACUGGACGUCGUCUAGCGGAUCAGAUCUCUCUUCCUCGGACUCGGAGGACAGCGACAGCGAUUGUGCUCCUGAGCAAGCGACCUCUCGCCGCGAAGGCCCUGAACGAGUAGCCCCGCCUCCGCGCGAAGCAAAAAAGAAGCUAUGCCGACACUUUGCUCGAACUGGCCGCUGCCAGCGUGGAGAUAAGUGCAAGUUCUUGCACGAGACGCCAGAUCGUGGAGCCAAGGCAAAGCCUAUAGAGAAGAAAGGACGUAAAGGGCUCCUACAAGCGCUUCUUGACCGCCAGAAAGGGGAUAAUGACCGGAAAGUCAUGGAAGCUAUUGUUUGGCUAGGGGAUAAUGGCUUUUUAGACGCACCGAAGGCCCAAGAAGAGGCUCAAGAAGGUGUGAGCAAGGGCUCUAGAACGGAUGGUGUAAAACCAUCCAACGAGCUCUUAGGAGACCAAACGUUAUCAGAAAGCAUGCCACCGCCGCAGACAGGCGACAGCGCCUCUGUCACUGCUUAA